AUGAUGAUAUCUGAUGCGAGUCGGGAGUGGGCGCAGGAAACAGCGCCCGUAUGGGCUAAAGAGCCGUCACCUUUUGGUGCGGCAAAGAUUACAGCACUGGAUGUGAUUUGUGGCAAAGAGCACAUGACAGUGAGGGCUGAGUUCAGCGCUCCCUUCCAGGGCAUCAUCUCGUCGAAGGGCACAUAUGGUCAGGACAGUUGUGUCUACAUUAAGCCCCACUCCAGCAUAACUCACGCCACUUUCAAUGUGAAGUACGAUCAGUGCGGCACUAAACCCGAUCUUCAGGGCAAGUACUACGAGAACACUAUUGUCAUCCAAUACGGCACUGACAUUAUUGAGGCCUGGGAUGAGGCCAAACGGCUCCGAUGCGAGUGGUUUGAAGCCUACGAAAAACCGGCCACUUUUCGACCCGCCAUUCCUGUGGCAGAUCUGGAUGUGAUUGAGAUGAACUUCCAGGGCGACGAAAUAGACUGCUGGAUGUCGAUCCAAGAGGGCAAAGGCCCAUGGGCCAGGGAGGUGUCCCGUAUCGUUGCUGUCGGACAACCGAUGACUAUUGUAGUGGCGAUCAAUGACUUCAAGAAUCAGUUUGAUAUGAGAGUGAAGUCAUGUUUCGCUCACGACGGCGUCAAACCUGCCAUUCAUUUAACCGACGAAUACGGAUGUGUUUUGAGGCCCAAAAUGUUGUCACCCUUUAAGAAGAUUCGCGACUCUAAGGGAAAGGCAACUCUCAUAUCUUACGCACAAUUUUUGGCCUUCAAAUUCCCAGAUAGUAUGGAUGUGCAGAUCCAGUGCACUGUUGAGGUGUGCAGACAUGGAUGUGCUGAUGCCUGUCAAGUGGGAGGUCCGCAGCAUUCAAACAAUCCAUCCCUUCAAGUGUCCGCUGAUAUUCAUCACAUAAAUCCUGAGCAAAAAACGCCGGAACAGGACUUCCGGAUACCUUUCAAACCAGAGGAUGAACCGCAGCCUAUAUUUCAAGAUAUUGACGGUUCUAAUGCACCGCCGAUGCAAUUAAUGCCAAUGAGUAGUGAAAUAAACUCUUUUAGCAUCAAAAACAAUGAACAGAUCCAUCACUCGGAAGAGACGACCCACGACUCAGCCGAUGAAUAUCAGGCGCUUCCGUCUAAUCAGAACUUUGAGCCUUUUAUGGACCAAAUGUCUCCACACGAAAGUGAAGUCAAACCCGUCUAUAAAGCGCCUGACGUUAACGUGUAUGAAAAAGAUCAACAUUUCAACCAAAAGUUUAAAAUCCCAAAUCUGUCUGAUCUGAAAAUCUCUAAUUUAAGACCAGAAGACUUGAAUAUUGCAAAUAAAUUGCUAUCAAAUCACGGCUUAAACAAAGGGAAUAUAGACUUCAGCAAUUUGGCGGCAACUUUUGCACAGGGAUUACAGCACAAGGAUAUCAUGUCUUUGAUUCAGACAAAUAAUAUGAAAGAUUUGGUUUCAAAGUUCACGAAUCGUAUUGAAGAGCAACCGAUCGCUGAAGCGCUUCAAUCGGUUAAUGAAAGGCAUUCGACUCGAGAGACAAACCAAAGCGUAACUCAAAACUCUUUUGUCACAACCGAACAGACAUUGAAUCCAUACAAUACAGAGUCAACGCAAUCGACAACUAAUCUGUUUUAUAACAAUGUGGCUUCGGAUGAAGAACUGCCGCCCAAUCCACCCAUUGUUAGUCAUCCAUACAAUCGCUUUCCGUUCAACAUUUAUAACGAAAACAUAAGAAAUAGCAAUCAAUUUAAUAAAAAGAUAGCGCUGGAGAAACCGCCACCACUGGUCCCUAUGAACGGCAACUCAGGAGCACCUGUGGCCCAGAUUCUGGACAUUCCGCUUCAGCCGGGAAUGCCUUUCCUUCAAAUACCAGCAAAUGAAUUACUUAAACACCAAAUAAUGAGCGCUCAAAAGCCAUUGACGGCUAAUUCGCAUCCAAAUCAUCCCAAUAUUUUAAAGCAAGCACUUCAUCAUAUCUCACAUCCUUUCCAAUCAUUGCAUUCAACAAAUCAAAAAUUAUUGAAUUUAAUGGACAAAAGAAAGGACUCUGUUAUGAACCCCAGAGUGAAAGGGGGACCGCAAUCGCAGUUCCCAUUUGGUCCGCGUUCUCUUCGGUUGCGGCGAUCGGUGGACGGAAUGGCCAAUGAGAUCGGACUGAAGAAAGGCUUCCAAGUGGUCACUUCAGUUGAUUUGGCAUUUUUCCCAAACAUCACCACUGAUUCUGCGCCUAUAUAUUCGGGCCGAAGGGAUAAUAUAGUUUACGGGGUGUGUCUGCCGGCGGCUCACUUGGCCACAGAUCUAUCAAGACUAUCGAUCACUCAAUAG
Messenger RNA from Medioppia subpectinata, 2310 nucleotides. Lineage: Eukaryota; Metazoa; Arthropoda; Arachnida; Sarcoptiformes; Oppiidae. The record is from the annotation of a GenBank genome assembly.